This is a messenger RNA of Cuscuta campestris, 843 nucleotides long. The record is from the annotation of a GenBank genome assembly. Lineage: Eukaryota; Viridiplantae; Streptophyta; Magnoliopsida; Solanales; Convolvulaceae.
AUCCACAACCUUAUAAUAUAUUUAUAAUCCCACAUCCCCUCCCCUUAACUUACAAAACAUCCUUGUUUCCCCUCAUAUAAUCCACAACCUUAUCGCAGUUAGACAAUUCACCCGUGACAACAAUUGCUCCAUUGAAUUUGACCCCACUGGUUUUUCUGUGAAGGAUAUGCUGACGGGAACCGUGAUUCAUCGGUCCAAUAUUGCCGGGCCUCUUUAUCCUAUGAGCCAAACAGCCACCCCGGCCCAAGCCCAGCAGCUUAAGGGGGAGUUUGCCAUGACAGAUAUGGGGGAUCUCAACUUCUUCCUGGGCAUUAAUGUCCAACGCACUGCUGGGGGCCUUUUCCUCCACCAGACACAGUUUGCACACGAGAUCCUUGAGCGGGCUGACAUGCUUCACUGCAAGCCUAUUUCCACACCGGUUGAUACUAAGGCGAAGCUGUCAGCCACGUCCGGCACACCCCUUCCGGAUCCCACCAUCUACAGAUCCAUUGUUGGAGCCUUGCAGUAUCUGACGUUCACCCGGCCUGAUCUCACCUAUGCCGUACAGCAGCUCUGUCUUCAUCUCCAUGCCCCCCGCAGCUCUCAUCUCACAGCUAUGAAGAGGGGCUCCCGUCUCUCAUAUUUUCCGAAUUCAGACACAGUCUCGGUGUUCGACCGUCACCAGUCACGUAGUUGGGCGCAUGUUAAAUAUAAUAACACGGAGCGAACUAUGGAAGGGAGGUUGACGUAGGUAGGGAGGAGACACUGGCAAUUGUAAUAUGUCCUCGUGCCAUGAGAACCAAAUCAUAUGAAACCGAGGAAGAGGCCCACAACAUCAAUGUAUAAUGAAACAACGGCCCAUAU